Messenger RNA from Aricia agestis (brown argus), 2215 nucleotides. Its product is annotated as vegetative cell wall protein gp1-like. Lineage: Eukaryota; Metazoa; Arthropoda; Insecta; Lepidoptera; Lycaenidae. The record is from RefSeq and is a predicted model, not a curated record. The transcript has a single exon. The coding region runs from base 62 to 769 and encodes 235 amino acids.
CCGGCGCCGCCCCGCCCCAGCCCCCGCCCCCGCGCCGCCGCCGCCCCCCCGCGCCGACGACAUGGUGCGCGUCGCCAACGCCGGCCUGCGCACGCCCUCCGGCGCGCUCGCCCACUACCUCACCUGCCCCCGCCCCCGCGCGCCUCCCCGCUCCGCGCUCUCCCUGCGCGCCGACAGCCCCGAGCGCGCGCCCGCCGUGCUCACCGCCAGCGCGCACGUGCUGCGCCGCGCCGCCACCCACUCCCCGCCCUCGCCCCCAUCCCCGCUCACCGCCAGCGCCCGCUUUCUGCGCCCCGCCCCCCGUUCCCCCCAGUCCCCGCCCCCUCCGCUCACGGCGAGCGCUCACGUACUCCGCCGCGCCGCCACUCACUCUCCCCCUUCGCCUCCCCCUCCGCUCACCGCCAGCGCGCAUGUCCUCCGGCGCCCCACUCCCCACUCCCCGCCUUCCCCGCCGUCCCCCCUCCGGGCGAGCGCGCACACGCUGCGCUCCCGCCUGUCCCCCGCGCCGCCGUCGCCGAUGCGGGGGAGCGCGCACGCCCUCCGACCGCAGAGCUCGCAGGCCCCGCCCUCCCCGCCGACGCCCCGCCCCUCGCGCCUCCCGCGCCGCCACACGCUGCUGGCGCCGCCGUCGCCCCUGCAGGGCGUCGCGCCGCUGCGCCGCCAGCGCCCCGUGACGCCCUCGCCGCCGCCCUCGCCACUGUCACCGCCCUGCGACUGUCUCCCGCUCCCCCUGGAGCCGAUCCCCCCGCCCGACCUGUUCGACUUUUGAACUGCGAGGAGGCGGCGCCGCGUUCUCGAGACGAAAUGAAUUUCUCGAUGCGUCUCCAAAGUUUCAAACCUACCCUCACCGACGCGGGACGCAGUUUUUUAUUUUCGAAUAUUUUACUUUCGCAGUCAAUCUGUAAUCGUCGUAAUGUUAUAAUUGGUACUAUUUUUAAUCAGUUUUUAAUUAUGUGCCGACUCGUUUUAACCGACACACUUAUAUAGGAGUAAUAUUAUUUAAUACGAUUGUAAAUAUAUCGGCUCAAAAUCGUUUUAAUCUACUGCCCGACUAUGAGUUUGCCACCGAUGGAUUACGCCGGGACGCCAACAUCACCGCGAUGUUUCAUCGGAGACGGUCCGGCCAAUAUUUUGCGGACCGAUUUUAGUUAAAUAUACAAUAAUCGCUCUCGUAACGCCUCGUUUUAUUUCUUUUUUUUUUGUAAAAAUAAUUCAAAUAACUUUUUAUAUUAUAUAAUUUUUAUUUUAGUGUAAGGCGCGCUCGUGCUACCGCUUAUUUUGCGUGUUAAAUGUAAUAAUGUACAAAGUGAGCUCGCGCUCGAUGUAAACUUAGCUUAGUUUAAAUUUUUUUUCGAUUAUAAUAAUGACAAGUGCGCGUUGUGAGCGCGGAGUUGUAAUAAAUACGAUUGUUCUACUUGUAACUUACAGCUUUUAAAUUAUUAAGGUGACGCGUCGCGUCGCGUCAGCGCGGCGUCGCCCACUUUUUUUUACACCAACGACCCGGUUGACGUUUUGAAAUUUUACAAAAUGACGCCCGCGGCGACGCGACGCGACGCGCGUGAGUUUGUGAUAAGAUUGCCAUAGUAAAUAUAUGAUAUCGAUAGCGAGUACCUGUUUAGUAUGGCAAUACCGUCGACAAAUGUGCUUCGAGUGUGCGAGGAGUGCGCGAGUGAGCGCGGAGUGAGGAGCGCGGCCGCCCGACAGUGCUGUCUCUUUCUAAUUGUAAGGCUGAAUUAGAAAGCGUCUGUCGACACGAGGUCAGUAGGACACGCGACUAAGUAUUAUGGACUCUGUAGCGAUAGCAAUAAAGAUCACUUUUCGCAUUUUCAGCCUCUAUUUUACGUGUGACGCAGUGUUAUAGUUCUGUUUGUGUGUGUGAGCGGCGGCCGCGAACGUUUUCUAUUACAUUAAGCGUAGUGUUAUACUUUUACAGGAGAUCACAAGCGUCCCGCGACCGCUGACACGAUGAAUUUCAAAUCUGUAAUAUUUAUUUGAAUCGAGGGUAAUUUUAAAAAUUUUGUAAUUUUAAAGUUGGCAACCCUGGUUGUCAACGUCACUGUCAGUGUGAAUGUCAGUGCGGCGCGGCGCGGGACGGACGUUACUGUAGUAAUAUAUUUAUAUAUUAUGAGCUUCAGUUACUAGUGUAGCCGGCACGCGAGUGCUCGGCCUUUUUGUGAAAUAUUCAAGUGGAAAUAAAUUUUAUUUUUAAUUCCGA